AAUAAAUCCUAAAAAUGUUCUUUAGGAGAUAAAUUACUGACUGUAACGUUGCAUGAUUUGCCUCAACCAAACCAUGAGGCAAAUCAUAAAAUGAUAAAACAAUUAUUCUGAUGAACACACUAUUUAUUUUUGAGUAAAUCCUUAUUCAGAGCUGCACAGCUGUGUCUUGUGAAUUUGUCUGUAUGGCAAAAACAGUUAAAUUUUUCUGUUCUGCAGAUGGAAACUACAAAGGGCAUUGUGCCAGUAUAUUACUGAUACUUUAACUUACAUGGCAACAGUGAAAGACUUCUCUGAGAGUUUCUCUGAAUGGAAAGACUGCAGAGAAAUAGAGUACGUGAAAAUGAUAAGCAUCAAGGAAAUGGCUGACAUUAUUGACCCCACCUUCACUAAGUCAGAAAACACAAACGAAGGCAAGUCAGAGGGAAAAAUGGCAGCCUUUGGUAAAUACUUAAAAAGAGUCUUUCAGAUUAACCCAGAGAAAAAACUUGCAGAGCUGGAAAAUGUGCUGGAUGAAGUGUUAAAAGAAACACUGGAAGGCUUAGAGCAACUUGACAUCUUCUUGGACGCAAUGGAGAAGCUGGCUGUGACUUCACUGAAUGUCUUCACUGAGAACCAGAUUCUACACCUUCCUGAGACGAUCAGCUUCAACGAUGUUCAAGCUGUCAUCAAAGAUGCAAUACAGAUCUGCCCUCUACUGCUGGAGUUCAAAAGAGAUGCAAAGUCCUUCUUCCUUCCUAAACUUCACAAUGUGGAAGUGCUUACAUCACAACUGCAAAAGUACAUACAGACCACCAAACGUCUAAUUCAUGCAACAAGUUUUAACUUUGAAAUUAGCUUGGAGAUGGCUGAAGAUAUAGCCGUGGAUCCAGAUGAUCUGAAUGAAAAUGACAUGCAAAUGAUGAUAAGUCACAUUAAACAACUGGAAAAAACCAGGUUAGUCUGAAACAACGUAUGCAAAACAUCAAUAUUUUUCAGGAAAACUUUCUGUUCUAACAAUUAAAAAAUUUUAUUUGAGGUUUUUUUUAUUAUUCACGGCACAAGUACACGUCUGAUGAAAUUUCUCUUAAUUUUAUACCUACAAAGAGUGAAGGGAUUUCAGCUUUAAACUCUUCUUUUAUGGCUGAAUGUUAUGGAGCAACAAAUUUGGCCCCAUAGACUGUUCUAAAAAAUAAGUGAUUAUGCAAAGAUUUUGAUUAGUUAAAUCGCUGGAAAUUUUCUAACAUCUUGUGUGGGAUUUCUCCUGGAACCAAGCUGCUGAUAGCAGUCA
This is a messenger RNA of Cyprinodon variegatus (sheepshead minnow), 1267 nucleotides long. RefSeq lists its product as uncharacterized. The transcript has 2 exons. The record is from RefSeq and is a predicted model, not a curated record. Lineage: Eukaryota; Metazoa; Chordata; Actinopteri; Cyprinodontiformes; Cyprinodontidae. The coding region runs from base 269 to 943 and encodes 224 amino acids.